Molecule: messenger RNA, 345 nt
Organism: Aphanomyces astaci
Lineage: Eukaryota; Oomycota; Saprolegniomycetes; Saprolegniales; Verrucalvaceae
Exons: 2
Coding region: 1-345 (114 amino acids)
Source: RefSeq, a predicted model, not a curated record
AUGGAACCGCUUCCUGUAGCCGUUCCUGUUGCGGACAACGUGAUGGGCCAGUGGAAGGUUCCAGUGUCCGAUGCCAAGGAGUCGUGUUCAGAGAACUGCUUCCCGUGCACGUCCCUCUACGACACCAUGUCUCGCGUCUCCAAGAACAGCAUGGUGUACCUCGUGUGUUUUUGGAUCUGUUUGGGCCUUGGUUGCGCCAGAUUGUUCGUCGUCAUCAUUACUGGCCCCAGUAUUCUCUUGGCAGAUCGAUUGGCAGACCGGUGGUUCCUGAUUGUCCUCACACUAGUUGUACCCUCGUUUCUCGCGACAAGUGUCAUCGCGGCGGCUCGCUACAAGCCCAAAUGA